Molecule: messenger RNA, 6667 nt
Organism: Pangasianodon hypophthalmus (striped catfish)
Lineage: Eukaryota; Metazoa; Chordata; Actinopteri; Siluriformes; Pangasiidae
Gene: ston2
Product: stonin 2
Exons: 4
Coding region: 900-3011 (703 amino acids)
Biological process (GO): synaptic vesicle endocytosis; clathrin-dependent endocytosis; regulation of endocytosis
Cellular component (GO): synaptic vesicle; AP-2 adaptor complex
Molecular function (GO): clathrin-cargo adaptor activity
Source: RefSeq, a predicted model, not a curated record
AUUAAAGACUGAUGAAUAGAAACAGAGGAGAGUGGGGUGAGAGCGUGCUCUGGUCAGAUUAGAGUGUAAAGACCAGGAGACACAACAAGCCAGCUGUCUGUUAUUAACACUGAGCAGAUGAGCAGGAGAUCAUGUGUGUUGGUGUUUCUGUAGUAUGAACAAGUGGGACAAACUUUCAGCCUGAUACAUGAUUCAGACCAACACAUCAGUAGCUACAUAUUAGAGGUUUAUGUGGUCUAUGUGUUGUUGUUUUUUUUUUAAAUUCCAAUCCCUGCUACUGUAGACAAUCUUGACCAAUCCCAUCUGCUUCAGCAGAGAGUUUGAGCAGUCCCACCCACUCCUGCAGAAAGUUUGAUCAAUCCCCUGCUCCCACAGUAAUUAUUGUUUGCACCUACUCAUAAUAAUUUUCUCACAAACUUUGGUAGAUCUAUUUGUCAAAACUCUCUUAAUGUGUUUUAUAAAUCCAGUAUGACCAAUGAUCAUGUAUGCUUACUUUAUAGCCUGUAUGCCAUGAUGGUUGGAUCUGUUUGAGCUACAUUUGUCUACAUUUUUUAGAGGAUGACCAAAAAAAUUAUAGCAUUUCCAUUUUGCUAAUGUAACCUUGGCAGGGCUGGGUUUGGCCGUGGUGUAUUUAGUUACCUUUUGAAGAGCAGCCUAUCAGAGAAAGAGUGGGUGGGAGAGAGAAACAGGGAUAGACAGACAGGCAGUUACAUGUCUCAGCUCAGCUAUGCGGGCAACUUUGUGGCCAGAGCCUCACGUGACCUGCUCCUAACUCCGGUGCUGCAGGAUUGAGUUCCCAGAGCGACUGCCCCGUCUGCUCUUCUGCUCACCGGUGAGUUUCUCCAGCAUCGUCUCAAACUACGGAUUCAUCCAUCUGCCUAGAGGAUGAGGGAAUAAACAUGGAUACACUCAACUGGACAUCCAACGUCGCACAAACAAAUGGCCAAUCAAACACCAGCACCGGCCGCUUUUCCAGCUGGGUCACUUUUGAUGAUGAUGUGGAGGAGCAAGCCUACCAGCAUGCCCCCAAACCAUCCAACAUUAGGAUAGGCAACUUGAACAAUUUUCAUUUACAGGACACCAACAGCAACUUGAUUGUGUCCUCCACCCAAAGCCAGAGUACAGACAGACACAUUCUGGAUUUAACCCCAGAUAGAACGGAUUCUGUGUUCGUCUUCGAAAGCCCACUGUUAAACAGCAGCACUCCUUACACCAAGAAGAAUCCCUUUCUGCAUGAGGAUUUUUCAAACAUCCAGCCCUCUCCCAUUAACCCUUUCAGUGCCUAUUUUAAUAAGACUGCAUUGACGUCAUCUGACAGCCACGAAACCCAGGAGACGACACCUGCGUUUUUGUUUGAUUCCCCUGUCCCUAAUCCUGACACCCAAAGGGACUCCUUCCUUUUCUUUUCCACUGCAGGGAGUUUAGAUAGUGGGAGCGGGACUGGUACUUACCCCACAGGUCUCCUUGGAGAUGGCCUUGAGCAGUUCAAAAACAUGCAGAUCUCUGAUACUGACCAAGAACCUUCUCUACCAGAUGACUCUGUGGAUGCAGGGGAUGAGGAGGAGAUUCCAUAUGAACCGGCUCACAUGGCUCCUCAAGAUGGCUGGCCCAUGCUCCUGCGCAUUCCCGAGAAGAAGAACAUCAUGUCCUCCCGACACUGGGGGCCGAUCUUUGUAAGACUUACUGAUGCUGGUCAGCUGAGGCUCUACUAUGAGAGAGGCUUGGAGAAACACUUUAAAGAGUUCCAGCUUAGUGCCCAGCUCGAGAUCUCCGAACACAAAAUGCAACACUAUGAAGAGAACAGCCGUGUCCAUACUCUCAGCUUGGACCAGGUGGUAUACAAGGAAAAGCGCAAGAUCCAGCCAAAAGUCACCGUGGUUCACAUACCUGUGAAGGAGCAACUGGUAAAGCUUGGGACCAUGGACUACCAGGAUUUUCUAAGCUUCAGAUAUGCUUUGCAGGAAAAGCUGGUGGUGUUGUCAGCAGAUGUGGAUGCCAUCAACUCACCUGUGCCUUACUCCGAAGAGGAGAUUCAGGUUGAAGUUGUAGAUAGCUUUUAUGGGGUUCUGUCCAAAGGAGACAACCGUAUUUUACAACAGCUGGUAAUGACGCGGAUUUCCGUGCUUGCCUUUUUAAUGGGCUCACCCCCCUGUCGCAUAGGCCUCAACGAUGUCCAAGUGAAAGGUAAAGAAGUGGUGUCCCGGCAUGACAUCAUCCCCAACACUACCACACGCUGGAUCCAUCUGCGUGAUUGUCGACUGCACGAGUGCGCAGACGAAUCAGAGUUUACAGAGUCCAGGACCAUCUCGUUUGAGCCCCCGUCUGGACGAAGAUUUGAGCUUCUGCGUUUCCAGACAGCUUACGCAGAGAAGACUCUGCCCUUCACCCUGAGAACGGUCGUCAGCGUUCGAGGUGCAGAGGUGGUGCUACAGUCCUGGCUAGUGAUGUCAACAGGCUUCUCAUCCAAUAGAGACCCUCUAACGCUGAUACCGUGUGAAAACGUGGCUAUCCGUUACCCCAUUCCUGAUACAUGGGCAAAGAACUUCCGCAGGGAGAGUGUGACAGGAGAAAAAUCCUUGAAAGCACGCUUUAAUAAAGGAGCCAGCUUUGGUUCCACUAGCACCUCAGGGUCAGAACCAGCUAUGCGGGUUACUCUGGGCACUGCAAAGUACGAACAAGCCUUCAGAGCCGUGGUGUGGAGAAUCAGCCGCCUACCAGACAAAAACUCAGCGUUGGGUCACCCUCACACCUUCUUCUGCCGUUUGGAGCUGGGAUCUGACUGGGAGGUGCCACACAAGUUCCAGAGCAAGUUGGAGGUGGAGUUCGACAUGCCUGCUGCUUCAGCCUCGAAGACCACCAUCCGCUCUCUGUCUGUCCGAGACAGGGCCGAGCUGAAGAAGUGGAUCACUUACAAAGCACACUACUCCUACGAGGUGGAGAUAGAGCAGAAGAACGAGGGAACGAUGGAGAACCAGGAGCAGGAGGAGACAGGGCGGUGCGCUCAGCAGUGAUAAGGGAACUGUCCUCUUUCACCUUCACCUGGGUUAAAAGUUGCACUUUGAAUGAUGGGAAACACUGAACAAUGAUGUUAAAAUAAAAAGGACAGCAUGGGAUUUUUGUACAUAUUUGUUAUAAUGACUUUAUGAAAACUUUUGGAAUGAACCACAAGUGAAACUGGGAAGAAGAGUUGUACAUGUUACAACAACAACAGGUUAGUCAGCUCAGCUUCAAGCCUUAGUUUCAGGAUACACUAAUAUUCAGGACAACUGAGUCUAUGUUCAGAUCUUUCUUAAAGCAAAAAUAUAAAGCCUACACAAUUUACAGUACUGUACAAAAAUCUUGGCACCCUACCUAUAUAUAGUUUUUCCCCCCCCACUAAUUAAAUUUGUAUUUAAAACAAUGUUACCUGUAAAAGAUCAUGAUCAACCAUCGAUGCUCAAUCAAACAGUGACAGAACUACUGUAGCCAGGAAGCCUGGACCAACCUUCUAGCAGAUUUCCUUAGAAAACUACACAAAAGUGUAUCUAAGAGAACUGUUACAGUUUUAAACUCAAAUUAAGAUUUACUGUUAGAAUAAUUAAUAUAUUAAACACUUACAAAAGGCACCAUCAUUACCGUAAGGGUUCCUUAACUAACAUUAUUUACCUCAUUAGGUGAGAAAUAAAACAUUCAGUGUCAUUCUGUUAUAGGAUAAUCAAUGAGAGAGGGUAUGAUGAAACAGUAAUAAAAAAAUCAACUUCAGGUGGUAACAGUAACUAUUAUUAUUAUUAAUCAUUCCUUCACCAGCCUCUUUCUCUCUUUUGAACUUCAGACCAAAAAAAAAAAAAAUGCAGCUCGUCACAUUUUCGAGAAACUACAAAGCGUAAUCUCUGUCCUGAAGAUGUUGGAAAACAAAAGCUGUACCUCUGACUGUUACAAAUUGCUGGCACUGGAGACUCCUUCCAGUAAAUGUCAUCAUAACGAUUAAACGCAUCUUUUUAAAUCCGUUUAUGUGGCGCGUCCUCUGUACAAAUCCCCGUCAAUGAGCUGUUACUAUAGAAACACUAAUGUUUCAGAUUGCAGAAUUCAACGGCACUGUAGUAUAAAUUUCAGCAUUAAUAAACUGCGACUAACAAACACAUGCAUUAAUUGAUGUUGGAUGUGUCAAAUAAAUCCACUUAAAGAAGCUUAAAUUAAAUUAUAGCAUGAUUCUAAACGUGUUCCAAGUAGGGCUGGGCGAUAUGACAAAAAUAUCAUAUCACCAUUCUCAAAAGCACUUCUACGAUAUACGAUAUGUAUCACUAUAUAUAGGUUUGCCCACAAAUUACCAGCAAUAUUGCAUUAAAAAACUUAGUGUUAUACAUUUGAAAAAGAGGAGAAAAAAAAAAAAUCUCCUCUUAAUCUGUAAUAAUUUUUAACAUUUUACACUUUAGUUUUAAAGAGUACAGAAUUUUACAGUUUUUUUUUUAACAAUUAAAUUUAGCAGCUGCUUCCGGUCAGUUUGUAUUUAUUUUUUAAAAAAAUUAAUAAAAACGGUAUAAUGAUGUACACAUUAUAUCGUCAUAUCGCCCAGCCCUGUACGCGAGUGCUCUGACCCGUCACAUCUGCUUGCAAUCGGUUUGUAAUUGUUUAGGGAAAAAUUGUUAAAUUUAAUACAAAUAUAUCACAGUAUCCACAAUAUUACAGAAAUAUAUAGUGAUAAAUUAUAUCACAGUUUCGAUAUUAUUUCAUCAAGGAACUUUCAUGUAAAGUAUUACUGAAUUUCUUUACGUGCACCUCAGAUGUUUGUACAGUACUGUUUGAAUUACAGAAAAAAAGCACACUAUGUUUGAGCUUCACUUUGUGGUGUGAAGAUUUAACUAAUUUAACUAAUUUAACUAAUCCCAGUACUUACCAGUACAAGCGUUAAUGGCGUUGACAAAGCUGAUAGUUGCAUCCAAGAUUGGCUCGUGGCUUUUAAUACAAGAUUCUUUAACAUUCAGCAGUGAAAUGGUUUGGUCUUGAGAAGCAGCGAGGAAAUGGAGGAACUCAGUCUGAGGACUUGAUCUGAAGAGAGAUGCAAUCUGCACAAAAAAGGGAAAAAAAUUCUGGUUAAACUUGAAUUCCAUCCCACAUUGAUGUCAUUAUGUGAUAUCACUAUUAAUGAUGUUUUUAGUUUUCAGUCUAUCUUUGAGAUUUACACAAGUUGCCAUGAAUUAUAAUUUCUUUAAAUCUAGAAAACAAGUGAAGAUCAGUGUAAAGCACACUUCUUUUCAGGGUUGGGGAAACAGCCUGGAAAAAUACAUGAACAUUCUGUUAUUGGAGUAAGACCCAAAAUACUUCUCUUUAUACAUUCCUUUAUCUUCUCACACACACACACACACACACACACACACACACACACACACACACACACACACACACACACACACACACACACACACACACACACACCACAUUUCAUGACCUUUGAAAAUAAAUGUGCCCAGAAAUACAAAAUCUCAGAAAAGAAUCCUGAAAAGAUCUGGAUUGUGGAUGUUCCACAACAUUAAAUGUAAUUAUAAAUGGAUAAAAUAAAUAGAAAAAAAAAAAUCGAAAUUGCUGAAAGUGAAGGAAUGAAACACUUGGGGACGUGCUGUUAUGGGAAAAUAAUCAACUUCCUGGUGGUAACAGUGACUCCACUUCAACACCGUGGUUGAUUAUUUUCUUAUAACAGCAUGACACACAAUGUUUUAUUUCAUAAUUAUAAAUAAUAAAAAUUAAUGGAGGAUCAUCCAGGAUUCUUCUCACUUCUCUCUUUUAUAUUAAACACAGAAGCAUAAAGCUAACAGAAAUCCUCCAAUUUAAUGAGUUAAUGAUGAAAUAUUUUUUAUCCUGCAACAAGACGACCAGCCACAACGCAAUGCACAGAAUCUUUAACAUCUUAACAUUUUUAUUUUGUGAUAAUUAAGGAGCAUUUGUAAAAAGCUAACACACUGAAUGCUUCCUCAUAUCACCAUACAAGUGUGUAAACCUUUUUGAAACUCAGAUGUAACCUGUGUAGAGAUUGGUACAAUAACCCAGAAGUCAGGCUGAUUAGCCAAGGCUUAAGCUCACUUCUAAAAACUCUGUUUACAUGGACAUCAUUAAUACAACCAAUAUAUUUUCCUGAUCGUUUAUUUUUACCACAACAUUGAAAAGUGCUCUUUUAUAAAUUGGGAAAUUCAGGCUGAACUGAUUGUGUCUUAUUCUUGCUGCGGUGCCACUUUGCUGCGAUUCAUUUUGCCUUUUGUUCUUUCCCAUGUCUUAAUGUACAUGUUGAUAUUGGGGGAAAAGAUCUACUGUAUUGUUAUAUUUAUGUUAAUAUCAUGUAACUGAAUAAUGUAAUUUUUGUUUACUAACAACUAACAUGUUCAAAAUCUCUGGGACUAUUGCACUAUUAGACUUUCUUUAGUUUUUUUUUUUUUUAUUAUUAUUUUUAGGGUACAGUGUUUGCAGUGACCAGCAUGUGAGGUUUUUUUUUUUUUUUUUUUUUCCCCCAACUGGUAAUUUUUAGUAACUUUUGGUCCACAUUUCAGACUCUUAUUUGGUUAUUUUUCUUUCAGUGCUUUUGACUUUUGAAGUUUUUUCUGGUAGGUUUUUGGUCCCAAUUGGUCAACAUUUUUAACUGAAGUUUGUAACAAAAUUCUUUGUUAUUGCAGAGGAGGUAAAAUAAAAAAAAAAAUGAAAA